Molecule: messenger RNA, 1735 nt
Organism: Oreochromis niloticus (Nile tilapia)
Lineage: Eukaryota; Metazoa; Chordata; Actinopteri; Cichliformes; Cichlidae
Exons: 14
Coding region: 80-1654 (524 amino acids)
Cellular component (GO): cytoplasm
Molecular function (GO): oxidoreductase activity, acting on the CH-OH group of donors, NAD or NADP as acceptor
Source: RefSeq, a predicted model, not a curated record
ACACACAACUUCUCUCUGCUUAACAUUUUCCCAUUUUCUUGUAAAUCUCCUCUAGGUCUCCUCUCGUGAAACAGCUGAAAUGGCUCUCAAUGGUAAAACUGCAGUAGUGACCGGAGCUGCAAUGGGAAUAGGAAGAUCAAUAGCUGAACUUCUUCUGCAAAAUGGUGCCAAGGUGGCCAUCCUGGACAUGAAUGAAGCUGCAGGACAGAGUUUAGUUGAAACCCUGAACAAAGAGCAUGGACCAGACAGAGUCCUGUUCCUGCUGUGCAACGUAGAGUCAGGAGAGGAGAUCAAAGCUGCCUUUCAGAAAACUGUAGAAACCUUUGGUGGAAUUGACAUCCUGGUCAACAAUGCUGGCAUCUUCAAUGAGAUCAUGUGGGAGAAAACUAUUGGCAUCAACCUUGCUGGCUGUAUUAGGGGGGCUUACCUGGUUAUCGAGCACAUGAACAAGCUGACCGGGGGUCGUGGAGGGGUCAUCGUCAAUGUGGCAUCCAUAGCAGGUAUUGGCCUCCUGUCUUGCUGCCCUGUGUAUACAGCCACCAAGCAUGGAGUGGUUGGGUUUACUCGAGCAUUUGCGGCUGCCUCAGUUGCAUCAGGCUAUGGUAUACGGAUGAAUGCCCUCUGCCCGGGAUUCGCUCAAACAGACCUCUUCUCCUCUGUCCAGUCCAGACUGGGACAAUUCUCCAACUUGGCAGGUGCCAACCAGGAACUGAUAGAAAAACUUGGCGUGUUAACGUCUGCAGAAGUAGUCCAGGGCUUCCUUGAGCUGGUGACCGAUGAGACCAAAAAUGGACAAGCUCUCAUAGUACUCCCGAAAGAGAAGAAAUAUGCAACUUUUCCAGUAUCACCCACUGAUACAGCUGAAAUGGCUCUGGACGGUAAAACUGCGAUAGUGACAGGAGCGGCGAUGGGAAUAGGAAAAGCGAUAACGGAGAUUCUUCUGAAAAACGGUGCCAAGGUUGCCGUCCUGGACGUGAAUAAAGUUGAAGGAGAGAAUCUAGUUAAAGACCUGAAUAAAGAGUAUGGAGCAGACCGCGCCCUGUUCCUGAGCUGCAAUGUUGAAUCAGAUGAGGAGUUCAAAGCUGCCUUUCAGAAAGCUGCAGAGACCUUUGGAGGAAUCGACAUCUUGUGCAACAAUGCCGGCAUCUUGAAUGAGGAAAAGUGGCGGGAUAUGGUCUCCAUAAAUCUCGCGGGUGUUAUUAGGGGGACUUACCUGGGGCUGGAGCACAUGCGCAAGACGAAUGGAGGUCGAGGAGGGGUCAUCGUCAACGUAGCAUCUAUGGCAGGUCUGGGCCCUUUGCUUACCUGUCCUGUCUAUACGGCUACCAAGCACGGAGUGAUCGGAUUUACUCGAGCCGUUGCGGCUGCCUCUGCAGCAUCAAACUAUGGAAUACGGGUCAACGCUCUUUGUCCAAGUUUUGUUGAAACCGAACUUUUUACGACAAUCAAACACAACCUGGGACAAUUUGCCCACCUGGAGGGUGUAGCCAACCAGCUUGUGGAAAAGCUUGGGGUGUUAAAUACACCUGAGGUAGCAGAGUGCAUCCUUGAGCUGGUGACAGAUGAGACCAAAAAUGGAGAGGCCUUCAUGGUGUCCACAGAAAGGAAAGGUUAUUUCCCUUUUCCAUCACUAAGUAGCACCAAUAAACCUUGAAACCAUCAUGUCGAUGUCUGAUAUCAUUCCUUAAGUAUGUAGCAGAUAUGUGAAUAAUAAAAAAAAAAAAAAAACUUUCAA